UUGUUAAAUAAUAGCAUGAAUCUUUCGUGUCCAUUGCAAUGGAAAAUUUCUCAUUUAGGGUUCAUGAUUUUCCUUUCACUUUGUUUCGCUCGCAGUGCUACCGGUUUAAAUGAAAACGAAGAUUUAGGCGCAAGGCGUUGUAAGAACGACCUUUCAACUAUUCUUCCAUCCCCAUACAAUGUUAAUUCCCCACCUAUGAUCUGUAGUCCUAUUUGGAGCACAUUCGUCAUUCAGUACUCUCAAAACAAUGAUAAUGUUGUCAACAUUAUAAUAUCUGCUAUAUACAAAACCGGAUGGGUGGGAAUGGGUUUCUCAGAAAAUGGAUUUAUGUAUAAUUCAAGUGCCAUGGUGGGUUGGGCUGAUUUAGAAGACAAAUUAAAUAUCAAGCAAUACUAUUUGAAUGGCUUCCAACCAGAGUCUAUCAUACCAGAUAGUGGUGAUCUUCCACUAACUAAAGUUCCAGUAGCUGUUGCUAUUGAUAAAAACACAAUGUACUUGGCAUUUCAGUUGAAUUUUUCUUCGACUCUAUCUCGUCAACAUAUCUUGCUGGCUUAUGGAACUAAUCAGCCUGAUAUACACAACCUUCUGACUCAUCAUGAUGAUAAAACAACUGUGCUCUUCGACUUCACCACAGGCAAAAUUGCUGUUUUGAGGGACUCUGUUUUCGACUUGAAGAAGACCCAUGGGAUAUUAGGUAUUGUGGCAUGGGGUAUACUUGCUCCUAUGGGGGCAAUUUCGGCCAGAUACUUUAAACAUAAGGAUCCCUUAUGGUAUUAUCUCCAUGUCACGUUUCAAAUUACAACAUCUAUAGUUGGAAUGAUGACAGUUGUUGCUGGACUCACUCUUUAUGAUUCAUUACACAUAAUUUUUCCACAACAUAGAAUAAUUGGGAUGCUUGUUCUUGUGCUUUGUGUUGUCCAGCUGGUGGGCGGGUUUGCACGACCAACAAAGUAUGGCAAAACAAGGAAAUACUGGAAUUGGUUCCAUCAUUGGGUUGGAAGGAUAGCCAUUAUUUUUGGGAAUCUAAAUAUAGUCCUAGGUAUCAAUCACGCAGAUGAUGGAACAAUCUGGAAAGUAGGCUACGGUUUUAUUCUUUGGGUACUUUUGAUCACGAUUAUUGUUUUGGAAAUAACAUCAAUGUCUAAGGCAAGAAUGAAGAAACCAGAAAUGAUUGAAAUCUCCAACAGUUGAAGAGAAUAACAUUAAAUAAUUCAACU
Molecule: messenger RNA, 1217 nt
Organism: Impatiens glandulifera
Lineage: Eukaryota; Viridiplantae; Streptophyta; Magnoliopsida; Ericales; Balsaminaceae
Product: cytochrome b561 and DOMON domain-containing protein At3g61750-like
Exons: 4
Coding region: 16-1191 (391 amino acids)
Source: RefSeq, a predicted model, not a curated record